AUGGGUGGUACAACGACACAUGCUAUUAUUGAAGAAUAUCAACCAAAUAAAAAAACAUCAAUUACAAAUGAUCAUAUAAAUGGGUAUCACAAUAAAAGUAAACAAUAUUUCACUUUUAUUUUUUCAACAAAAAGUCGUCAAUCUCUUAAUGAUCAAUUAUUUGAAUUCAAUCGUUGGUUAGAAACAAAACCAAUUAAUAAUAUUGAUGAUGAUGAUGAUCAAGCUUUUCUUCAACGUAUAUCACAACAACUUCUUCUUAAAAGAACUAUUACUUAUACACAUUCAGCAAUCUUUGUUUUUCUCAAUCGUCAACAAUUACAAGAACAAAUCAAUGCUUUUCUUACUGAACAAGCAUCACUAGGCCUUUCAAUCGUAUCACGUCCACAAUGGUGGGCUAUGGGUAGACAAUUAUAUGAAAGUGAACCUUUAUUUAAUAAAUGGAUUAAUUUAAUUGAUGCAGAAAUGACAAAAGUUAAUAAUGGUGAAUGGAAAUUAUUAGAAGAAUUAAUUGAAAAGAAAAAUGAACAAGACUCUCGUAUUAAUGAUACAAAUAUUGCUCAACCAUCAUUAUUUGCUAUACAAGUUGCAUUAGCAGCUUUACUUGUUUCAUGGAAUAUAUAUCCAUCAUCAAUUAUAUCACAUAGUGCUGGUGAUCAAGCAGCAGCUUUUGUUGCUGGUCGUCUUACAUUAGAAGAAGCUGUUCGUGUUGUUUAUCAUCGAUCACGUCUUCAAAAUCGUAACACACGACAAGAUGGUCGUAUGUUAGCUGUUUCAAUGAGUGAAGAAGAAGCACAAAACAAACUUCUUAAAGGUAUUGAACAUCUUGCUUGUAUUGCUGUUGUUAAUAGUCCACGUGCAGUAACAAUAAGUGGUGAUGAAAAAACUAUUGAUGAAAUACAACAAAUUCUUUCAAUAUCGUAUCCUAAUGUAUUUAAAGCACGUCUUCGUAUUGAAAAUGCAUUUCAUUCAUAUCAAAUGGAUCGAUUCGAUAUCGAAAAAGAGAUUUUAUCGUCACUUAAAGAUAUACAAGGACUUCCUCUGCAAGAUUUCCAACAUAUGUUCAAUCCAAAAUGUGCUGAAGCUCAUCUUUACUCGAGUGUAACUGGUAAUCAAUUAAGUGAUCAGAUACCAGUCGAUGCUCAUUAUUGGUGGUCAAAUGUAAGACAAUGUGUACGAUUUCGUGAUGCUAUGGCAUCAAUUCAACAACAUGAAGCUCCAACUGUUUUUCUUGAACUUUCACCACAUCCAGUUUUAGCUACAUCUAUUCGUGAAUGUUAUGAAUUAAAAAAUCAACAACAACAAUCACCACUUAUUCUUCCAACAUUAAAACGAAAAGAAAAUGAACAAAUAACAUUACUUACUAGUUUAGCACAACUUACAACAUCAUCUCAUGUAUGGCAACAAUAUUUUCAUACUCGUCAAAUUUUACCUAUGAAAAAUCAUAAAGAACAUUUUGAUGAUUUUCCAUUAUAUAAAUUUCAUUUAAGUCCAUGUUGGUAUGAAUCAAAAGAUUCAUCUAUACAACGUUUAGCGAAUCGUAUACCUACUCAUCCAUUAGUUGGUAUUCGUCAAUUAAAUGAUCAAACAAGUGCAACAUGGAAAAGUCUUAUUAAUAUUAAUUUACCACAACAUGCUUUUUUAAAAGAUCAUAAAAUUCAAGAUGCAAUUCUUUUUCCAGCAGUUGCUUAUCUUGAACUUGCAAUAGCUGCUUGCCAUCAAUUACUUUCAUCCAAAGAUGAUGAACAACAACAACCGACAAUUAUUUUUGAAGAUAUAGAAUUUGUUAAAGCACUGAUUCUUAAUGAACAUGAAUUAAUCGAAGUAUUUACACAAGUAAUCAUGCCAAUGCGUGAAUGGUAUAUUUAUAGUCGACCAUGGUCAGCAGCUGGUCCAGAUUGUAUGCGUCCAUCAGGUAUGAAUUGUGCUGAUGUUGUUGAAUCUUUUCAUGAUCAAAAUAUUCUUAAUAAAUAUUCAUUAAAUGAAUUUACUCUACAUGCUCAUGGUAAAAUUGAAAUCAAUUAUAAACAACAAAAAUCAUUAACAAUACCAUCUCUUAAUACAAUAAAGGAUACAUGGUCAACACAAGAUAUGACAAGUGCUUAUGCACAUCUUUCAACACGAGGUUAUCAAUAUGGAUCUAGUUUUCAAAAAAUGAAAACAUUACGUGGUACAACAAAUACAGCUAUAUCUGAAUUAUCAAAUGAAUUGGAUGAUAAUAAUAAUAAUAAUAAUGAUUAUUAUUUACUCCAUCCAUCUGUAAUGGAUGCUACUUUUCAUCCAUAUCUAGUUAUAUUACCAGGUAUUGAAACAACAUUUCUUCCAGUACGUAUUCAAAAAUUUAUUUAUUCAAGUAAAACAAAAGCAAAAAUGAAUCAAUCAACAAAUGUUGAAGUACAUGGAAUCUAUCAUGAUAAUAUAUGUGGUAUAGGUCAAGAAGGAAUAUAUACUCUUGAUAUAUGGACAUUUCCAAUGGAUAAAAAAAUAGAUGAACCAGUAUUUACAAUGGAAAAUCUUUUUAUUCAACAAGUUCAAGGUGUACAAUCUGGUCGAUGGUCAAUGGAAAAAACAAUUUAUGAUAAAUUAAAUAUAACAACUGAUUUACCUAAUAAAGAUCAUA
Molecule: messenger RNA, 2617 nt
Organism: Adineta steineri
Lineage: Eukaryota; Metazoa; Rotifera; Eurotatoria; Adinetida; Adinetidae
Source: the annotation of a GenBank genome assembly